AUGCUGCGCCCAUGGAGCGGCGGCGGCGGCGGCGUGGGUGGCACGAGGGGCGUGCCGUGGGCGCGGGUGGCGGUGGUAGUGCUGGUGUGGCUGGGCGCGGCGAUGCAAGUGUCGCUCGCUGCGCCCACCACCAUCAACGACGCCGACGGCAGCGUGCUGCAGGAGUGCCAGGCAGCGUGGGGAGUGACGAUGGACGGGUGGAAAGCGGGGAGUGACUGCGAUCUGGCCGCGCACACACUCGAAUGCAGCGCGGAGGGCAGGGUGCUGGGCAUCAACGUGCGCAACAGGAACCUCACAGGGUCGCUGCCAGCGUCCAUCGGCAACCUUGCUCACCUCACCAUGCUCGAUAUAAGCCGCAACAACAUCAGUGGGCCCAUCCCUGACUCCAUCAGCCAGCUCAAGGCUCUUGCUUAUUUGAACAUGGCGUACAACCAGCUGAGCGGACCCAUCCCCACUGGCGUAGGCCAGCUGCUCAAGCUCUCUGUCCUGCGGGUGCGGCACAACCAGCUCAACGGCACCAUCCCUGACUGCAUCUCCCACUGCUCGCUGCUCCAAUCGCUGCACGUGAGCAUCAACCAGCUCACCGGCUCGCUUCCAGAAACCCUAGGCCAGCUUUCUAAGCUAAAGAAAUUGUGGGCGCACAACAACAGCCUCACAGGCGGCAUUCCCCAGUCCCUCAGUCAACUCUCGUUCCUGCAAGACCUGAAUCUGGGCAACAACAACCUCACGGGCACCAUCCCUGCACCGGUCUUCACGCUCACCAUGCUCACAUCGCUGUCGCUGGACAACAACAACCUCACGGGCUCGCUGCCAGACGCCCUCACGCAGCUGCAAGAGAUCAAGAAACUCAACCUAGGGGGGAACCAUUUAGAGGGCACCAUCCCAAAUGCCAUCAAUAAACUCACCAACCUUGAACAUCUGGAGUUGGAUCACAACGAGCUGCAGGGCUCCAUCCCCACAUCCAUAGCGCGCCUGCAAGACCUCAGCCUCCUCAACCUGGCGAGCAACAAGCUCACGGGCAACAUUCCCACCAAAUUUGGCACCCUCAAGUCACUCAAGUACUUGCAGCUGUCCAGCAACCGUCUAGAGGGGGCCAUCCCCCCCGCUAUUGCUGCCUGCACCGCACUCAAGUCACUGGCGGUGAACAGCAACCAGCUGAGCGGGUCCAUCCCACAGGGGCUCCUCUCCCUCGCACUGCUCAGACAACUGGCGCUAGACAACAACAGUCUGAGCGGGUCCAUCCCAUCGGGCCUCAGCCGCCUCACCAGCCUCAGGACGCUAUCGCUGGCGGGCAACAGCAUCUCGGGCCCUCUCCUGCCUGGCCUCGCGUCACUCAAGCGCCUGGAAACGCUUUACUUAAACCAAACGCAGCUCACAGGGUACCUCCCUCCCGACCUGGGCAGCCUCGAGUUCCUCGAAAAUUUGAGCACGGCCAACACGUCGCUGUCGUGCCCGGCGUCGUCCUCCUCGUGCGUCUCGCCGCUCUCCAAUGCCUCGCGCUUCUGCCACCUCUGCCCCCACUACUGCUCCGCCUGCCUUGCUGGCGCACCGGUGGCGCGCACGGUGGCCAUCGCCGUGGGGGUGUCACUGGCGGUGGUGCUGCUGGUGGGCGCGCUGGGCGGGUGGUUCAUCUACCAGCGCCUCAAGAAGCGCAGAGGCAUGGGCGCGUCCGCUCGAGUGCAAAGCGUGGAGGCAUUCGUGGAGUACUCGCUAGCGGAGGUGAAGAAGGCCACCAACAACUGGGCGCCCGACAACCGCCUGGGCGCGGGGGGCUUCGGCGACGUGUACCAGGGCGUGAACCCGCGCGACAGCAGCACGCGGUGGGCGGUGAAGCGCGGGCGCGUGGUGACAGAGGACUUUGACACGGAGGUGCGGCAGAUGGCCACCAAGCACCACCCGCACCUGGUGCGCCUGCUGGGGUACUGCGACGAGGCGGACAAGGAGCAGCAGGAGCAGAUCCUCAUCUAUGAGUUCGUGCCCAACGGCGACCUCGACCACUGGAUCGGCCCCAAGGCGGCAGGCUCGCUGACGAUACGGCAGCGGGUGGACAUUCUGAUAGGAGCAGCGAGGGGCUUUGAGUACAUGCACAGCUUCAACAUCGUGCAUCGGGACAUCAAGCCUGCUAACAUCCUCAUCACCAACGACAUGCAGGCGAAGAUAGCGGACUUUGGGCUGGUGCGGCAGGAGGAGGGGCCGGGGAGUCUGUCGGCGACGAGGGUGAUGGGCACGCCGGGCUAUGUGGACCCCGCAUACCUGCUGUCUCAGAAGGCCACCACUGCCACUGACGUCUACAG
Molecule: messenger RNA, 2294 nt
Organism: Closterium sp. NIES-65
Lineage: Eukaryota; Viridiplantae; Streptophyta; Zygnematophyceae; Desmidiales; Closteriaceae
Source: the annotation of a GenBank genome assembly